This is a messenger RNA of Acanthoscelides obtectus, 682 nucleotides long. The record is from the annotation of a GenBank genome assembly. Lineage: Eukaryota; Metazoa; Arthropoda; Insecta; Coleoptera; Chrysomelidae.
CAUGGAUGUUGGUCGUGUACGAGCAGCUGCCGCGUUUAUACUUAUUCACAAUAAUAUACACAAGAAAAAACAGAAUCGAAAAGUGCGUUGGUGGAUGAAAGAAUUGUACCGAAAUAGACUAUAGCAUGGAGUGAGACUUAUGAGAGGUAUGCAGUUUGAAGCUGUUGAUGACACAAUAAAAAACUUUACAAGAAUGUCAACAGAGGACUUUAAUCAAUUGAGAAAUUUGAUUGAGCCAAGGGUAAACAAAAUGGACACCCAGUUUCGAGAAGCUAUUGCAGUGACCGAAAGGUUGGCUAUAACCUUAAGAUUUUUAGCCACUGGGGACUCUUAUACUAGCCUUCAGUACCUUUUUAGGGUUUCAAAACAAUCUAUAUCUAGAAUAGUCCCUGAAGUGUGUGAUGCCAUUAGUGAGGUUUUGAAGGAUUGGGUAAAGAUCCCCACCUCAGAGGAAAGAUGGUUGAAAAUUGUGGAAGAAUUUGAAGAAAAAUGGAAUUUUCCUCAUGCUAUAGGUGCCAUGGAUGGAAAACACGUUAUGAUACAAGCACCUGUUAACAGCAGCACGGAAUAGUAUAACUAUAAACAUUUUUUUAGUAUCGUCCUAUUUGCACUCGUAGACGCAGAUUACUGUUUUAGAUACGUUGACAUUGGUUGUCAAGGUAGACUUUCUGACGGAGGGACC